Penicillium canariense is the source of this 333-nucleotide messenger RNA. Its product is annotated as short-chain dehydrogenase/reductase family protein. The record is from RefSeq and is a predicted model, not a curated record. The coding region runs from base 1 to 333 and encodes 110 amino acids. Lineage: Eukaryota; Fungi; Ascomycota; Eurotiomycetes; Eurotiales; Aspergillaceae. The transcript has 3 exons.
AUGCCUGAGAAGGAUUCCGCUCCAAUUCCCUCUGCCCGGCACCGCUCAAGCACGUCGCUGCAUUUGUUUGACCGGUUGUGUCACAGUUCUAACAUAGGGUUGGCUAGGCGACAACAAGGAGACGCGAUUCCGCCGCGAGUUCACUUCCCCACUGGCCGGAUCGGCGAGGCUCACGCAGUUGUCUUCCUGGGCAGUGAUGAGAGCUCAUUCGUGAAACGCCACGGAUUUCGCGGUGGAUGGCGGUCUCACAAAGGCGUAUGUGACAACUGCGGGCCCCGCGACCGAGGCGCCCAAAAACCUGGUUGGUCCAUAGAUCGGGGAAUUAUUCUUUGA